AUGCAACAACGGAUGAUUGUCGAUACCUCGGCAUUUUCACUGCCUCGUACCCGAAACAAUCGGUUGUUUGUGUGUCUGGAUGGAUUUAAACAUACUAGCAAGGACUGCAACACUUUGGCCAGACUACUGUGCUCGCAACUCAACCAGGAGGACAGGAUUGUGAUUUGCACAGGAACCAGUUCGAUUGGGGAGAGUAACAAGGAGGUGCUGAAAGCGAAUUCUUUGUGGUCGCAAGACGAGUAUCUCGCUGCCAUCACCAACCAAGAGUUUUAUGAAAAGAUCGCGUCCAAGUUGGACACAACGAGCUCACUCGAUUUGAAUGAAAGCGAUAGUGACGACGAAUUGGAUGAAGAUGAAAAGAAGAAGCACGCUGUGCAGCUCAAGUUCUACUAUGCUGGUGGCUCGUGUCGGUUCUUGUUUCAGUACACUACCAACGAAGUGAAGAGAAUGCUGGAGAAGGGGCGGAAUCCGCUAAUGGACCUAGUUAAACACUGUGAUGGCACUAAGCACAAUGGAAUGAUAGACCACUUCUAUGGAAUGCAGUCAGACCGGCAUAAACGAUUUCCCGUGACGACUUCUCUGUUUGCGGCCGAUUGUGUAGCGGAAGUCAUCCAGGAGUUGAUGAAGCGUAUCAAGUAACCCUCAGUGGCUACCCUCAAGUGCGACUGCGCAACGUGUGGUAUGGACAAUUUGAUGACUCAAAUUUCUUUUUUUAACGGGUUUUGAAUUCGGUGGCGAUCAAUGAGGAUCAGCGCUUUGAAGAGGAUUGACGGGAAACGCGAAAGCCAAGCUCGUGCUAUUUAGUGCUGUUCGAUGCAGCUCUAUCUAGCUAUCUUCGAUUAAGUUAAGUGCAUACAGCAAUUUUUUUUCUUCAAACUGAUCUAAAUGAAGGGAA
Messenger RNA from Phytophthora nicotianae INRA-310, 895 nucleotides. RefSeq lists its product as hypothetical. The coding region runs from base 1 to 639 and encodes 212 amino acids. The record is from RefSeq and is a predicted model, not a curated record. The transcript has a single exon. Lineage: Eukaryota; Oomycota; Peronosporomycetes; Peronosporales; Peronosporaceae.